GAGUGUGAAAGACGUGAGAAAGCUUCCUCUUUACAUAGAUUCGAACGGCCGGGGGUAGAACAAAGACAGGUGAAGAGGAAAGGAAAGAUCGAAGAUCUUCCGAGUCACAGCUCGACGAAUGCGAGAAGGAUGGCCAAUCGGUGAAAAAGGUUCCAGCGAAAGACUGCCAGAGGGCGGAAAGGGAGGGACACAGAAGACGGAACGAUAGACGGCAGAUAAACAAGCGCGAGAGAGAGGGUAGACCAGAUACGCACCAGAGCGGGACAAAGACGGAGACAAGAGAUCGUGCUCGAUGCUCGUCGGGCGAAGUUAGUUAGCAGUCGAUGCGCACACGCCACGCGCUCCGGACGUACCGUCGUCUUGUUCCUCUUGUGUGUCCUGUUGUGUCUCGGUUCGCAGUUGGCCAGAAUUUUACUUGAAUAAUAAUAGAUGACGCAUAAAAACACUGUCGAGCAUUUUCUUCGCAUUCUACACGAUCGAACAAUUCUUUCAAUAUUUAUCAUUCAUUCGUUCGACAUCGAACAGAAUUUCGGUUCGUGAUUCGAAUUGUGUUCUUUUUGUAUCGCACUAGUAACACGUAAAAUGCAGUCGAAUUUUGAUAUCGUUUUUGGAAAAUUUGUAACCAGACGAGAAUUGUGCUCGUAUCUGUCGAUUCGUCAACGUGUCUGGUUCUAGUGGCAAGGAAAUCUGUGGUUUCCGUUUCGAAAGUGAGUUUCCUCAAGCACAAACCCGAGUUGGAAGAAACUCGGUCGGCGCUAACCUCGAUGGUACCUUCACGAGCAUUCGUGGUGACAAUAGUUUGAGAAGCAGUCGUCAGUGAUGGUCGCGACGCUUCGAUGAACUUGGAUGCUUUGAAAUUCGAGUGGCAGGUGUGCGUGAUAAAGUUAAGUUUGUAUCUACAUUACCGAGGGAUCCCAGUGAUUUUGGGAAACACGUUACCGACGAGAAUGGUCGUUUCGUCGUUUCGUCCCAAGUGUUCGAACGAAACGUAAACACGGACGGAGGGACUGGAGGACGCUGGAAUAUAUUCUUGAGACACGAAGCAAGAAGUCGAGGAACGGUCCGGCGGGAAGGCGCGUGGCGGUAAACUAGCGCGUCGUGCGCGCUCCUUCAAGGAGGACUUCCUGGAGAAGCUCUCCCACAUGCGUUCUCCUGGCAGCGGAAGCGGCGGCGGAGGCAGCGGGGCGGCUACACGGGCGGCCUCGCCCUCCUCGCCGCGAACACCCCGUGACAAAAGCGCGCCUGGCUGCACCGAUACCGCAACCACCAUCGACAAGAAUCCCCUACGAGAUCUGCAUAUCCACGUGCGACAGGUGCAGCUGGCACUGCUCCACUUCAGGGACGUCGUGUCGAAGAAGAAGCUCGAGAUGCUGCCAGGAAAUGGCACCAUCGUCCUCGACACCGUCACCACGAUACACACCGUGCUGAAGUCCUAUCUCCUUUCCGAGAACAGCUCCACUCUGGGAUCAGCGACAAAUCAAGUAUACCAGGCCCUGGCGCAAUUAUUAAAGCUUUGCGAUGAUGUGCUGCUACAUGGCGAUCAGUCUUCUGCGUUGGUCACUGAAAACGUCACGCACAUCAUAGGAUUAGUCGAAGAUGCCGUGAAGAAUUUGGUUGCCCUGGCUAACGAGAAAAUAGCAAACAGACAGAAACCUGCAGCCGUCACAACUAGUAAUAGAACGUCGGGUUAUGGGUCGGAAUUGACGCCACAAAGAAAUUCCUUACCCGAUAUUCCGCUAACCCCGAGGGAAAGGCAGAUUUUAGAGCAAACCGCUGCGACUACUAGUCUGGUCCGUAGUUCGCAUAGUUCAGAGUCGAUUUUAAGGGAUUCUAGUCCACCCCCAAAACCACCACUCCCUGAGAGAACCAACGUGCGUCUGUCGGAGGAGAAUAGUUCGUCCGGGACACCGCCGCCUUUGCCACCGAAACGAAGGACACGGGCUCAGCAGCUGCUAGACGAGUCCGAGGGUCUUUUAGCAUCUAGUCUUGAUAGGGUCUCCCUUCGAAGUCGAUCACCAGAGGAUUCGUCGUCUCUUUUAAGCGCGUCGGCUGGCAGUUUGGAUUCGGCUCUGAAUCAUUCUCGCGACGAGGAUGAGAUACGAGCGAUCAUGGGACCAAACGACGAGUCUCUGAACGACAGUAUGGAUCUCAGCCUGAUGGCUACUAUUCAGGGCAUGCAGGUUAAUGGUACUUCGAACUGUGGUUGCUGGGACGGUUCUGAAACAAGUAUACCGAGCACUAUGCUGUUAGGUCAACAAACUCCUCAUGAAAUGCUUAAUCCAUUUACCGGUAUAGAAGGAAAAAUGGAACGUUUAUCUACCCAAACGCAAGAGUCCGGUUUCGUGUCCAUGCAUUCACAACGAAGUUCAUCCCAAAGUUAUACCGCCUCUAGUGUGACAUCCAAAAGAUCGUCCCAGCAGAGCAGCGUUAGUUACAAUUCCCAGACGUUCAAUUCACAGCAACAAUCGUUUUCCCAUACCAAGUUAUCUUCGGAUAGCAACGGGUCUAUAUUCACUCAGAAGACAAUGACCAGUUCCGAGAGUACUAUUAGCACAACAAAUAUGUCUGGAAGUGGAGAUCCUGGGCUGUUGGAAAAGCUGGAAAUUGAAUCAGUUUCUGCAUCUGACGCUAACGGCAUACCACCAGCGUUGCCCGAAAAACGUUCAAAAAGAAGGAAAGAACGUCAGCCAUCGCAGUACGACAAUGUACCUGAGAACGAACAUUUAUCAACCUGUAGUUUACACACCAGCAAUGGCGAUAGUCCUGAUGCCAGUGAACCUCCUCCACUUCCUCUCAAAAAAAGACACAUGUUCCAAUCAGUGGCAUAUUCUGUCAUGGCAUACAUGGAGAUGUUUGGGAACUGUUCUCAUAGUAACAAUGACUUCAUAUCUGGUCUUGGGACGCGCCAUUCAGUGGCAGCUUAUAAUUCAAUGCAAGCAGAAUGGCAACAACACGAGAUGGCCCUUACCACAACACAGUCAUGUUCUUUCAUGGCGCAUACUAUGACCACGUUGCACGAUAACUCAAAUACCUCCAUAACAAUGACACCGCCGGUAACCGAAGUAACAAACAAUUCUAGUCUCCCUCCAGCAUUGCCACCAAAGAGAUCCCGUUCCAUUAAAUCAAAUGCAACACCUCCUCCAAUUUCACCAAAACCUACCAUCAGCAUGCAAAGUAUACACAUAAUGGAUCCAAUUGUGACGUCAACUCCAGUGAAAGCAGAAGAAGCUAUCUGUGUUCACGAGAAGAAGGAUCUCACACCUUCGACACCCACGAAGCUGAACAACAUUACCUUAGAUACGAUAUUGCCACCUUCGAGACCCGCGAGUAAUGCACUGUCAUCGAUAUCAGUCGAUGAAAAUACUCUCGAAUUAAGAGACGUUGAGCAAGAUGACAGCAUUUUGGAUGAACUGGACAUCAGCAAGCACUUAGUCUUUAAAAAGCCUGACGAAGAAGGACCAGACAUACGGGGAGGGCAUCCAGAUGCGUUGUUAAUUCAUGCAACUAAAGCUAAUAAACACGAUGAAAAAGAGUCAGACUUUUUGUAUCAGGAAGCAUUCUUGACAACAUACAGGACUUUUAUGCAGCCGCUUGAAUUAAUUCAAAAAUUACAUAGACGUCAUCAACGAUUUUCUUGCUCCGCUGACAUCGUUAAGCAACGGGCAGCGCGGGAAGCGUUUUCCUUAUUAGUUAGAGUUGUUAGCGAUUUAACCAUGUCUGAUCUCGAUGAUACCCUCCUCCAAACCUUGAUGGAAUUCGUGCAACAGUUAGUAUGUAGUGGUGACCUUACCAUGGCAAAAGCUCUACGCGUGAAAAUUUUGGAGAAACACCAAGCAAAACAGUUACAGGCGACGCAACCAAUUCUUUCUUCCCUGAGCGUAACAACGAAGCAAGCUUCUCUCCUCGACUUCAAGAGUGAACAAAUAGCCGAGCAAAUGACACUAUUAGACGCGGAUUUGUUCAUGAAAAUCGAGAUACCGGAAGUGUUGAUCUGGGCCCAAGAACAAAAUGAAGAACGAAGUCCAAAUCUAACCAGGUUCACGGAACAUUUUAACAAAAUGUCAUACUGGGCCAGAUCGAGGAUAUUGGAGCAUAGAUUAGAAAAUGAAGCGAAAGACAGAGAGAAAUACGUGGUUAAAUUUAUUAAAAUAAUGAAACACCUUAGAAAAAUAAAUAAUUUUAAUAGCUAUUUAGCGUUGCUGUCUGCACUGGAUAGCGCGCCUAUUAGAAGGCUCGAGUGGCAGAAACAUAUUACAGAAGGCUUGAAGGAAUACUGUGCUCUUAUCGAUAGUUCCAGCAGUUUCAGGGCUUACAGACAAGCUCUAGCUGAAACGCAGCCGCCGUGUAUUCCAUAUAUCGGACUCGUGUUACAAGAUCUUACGUUCGUGCAUAUUGGAAACAGUGAUCUAUUACCGGAUGGCACUAUAAAUUUUUCAAAGAGAUGGCAGCAGUUUAAUAUCGUUGAAAAUAUGAAGAGGUUCAAAAAAGGGACGUAUUCGUUCAAGAAGCACGAACGUAUAAUAACGUUCUUCAAUAAUUUCAGCGAUUUCCUCUGUGAGGAGGCAAUGUGGCAAAUUUCGGAAAGCAUCAAACCACGUGGUGGUAAAAAAACACAGUCGCAGAACUAGAAUAUAUCUAACCCUUUCACUGCCUGUGUCUCAAAAUCGAAAGGCUGAACCAGUAAAUUAGAAUGUUUAUAUUUAUGGUAUUUAGGUAAAUGCUUAAUUAUGAAUCAAACGAAACCUUAUAGCACCUCGAGGGCGGUGAAAGGGUUAGCAAGAUCUAUACCGUUUCAACAGCCUCUGUGAGGUUGUAUUUUACUUUAUGAAAAUCUUCCUGAUACAAUCCGUAUUCAUGAAGGGAAAUGUAAAACACAAAUCACGCGUUUAAAUUAAAUUGGAAUUUUUAUGUAUUCGUUUUAUUUAAUAUAAUUGUGUAUACGGAAUAUCGAUUGAAUCGAAACGUUAAAGUUGUAAACGUUAGGGAGACUUUAAGUGAAUUAGCUAGCUCGAUAAUGUCUCGAUGCAUUUUUGUAGUGUUUUAUCCUUUUGCCAUAAGACAGUAUGGAGAAAUCGUAUUUGCUAUGGACCUAUGCAACAUAUAUUUAAAGGAUGCAGCUGUAACGAUGCUUACUGUAGCAUAAGGGGAAAAGUACCCUCACUUUUAACUAAUCUAUAUCUAUGUCUAUAUAAAAAUUAUUUAUUUAUUUGCCUUUAAUCAGCGAAAUGUAAAAAGUAGUAGGUGUUCUUCUUUUUUUUAACUUAUUUAGAUAUAUACAUAUAAUAUGAUAUAUACAUAUACAUAGAUAUAUACAUAUAUAUAUGUAUACGUCCAUUAUAUAGCUUUAUCGUAGAUAGAAAAACUUUUCAACCGUCAACAGUGAACUGUUGACUGCGCAAGGAAGAAACACCAAUUACGUUAAUUAUUGUAGAGCCAUCGUAGUUUCAGAUCAGCGCCUCGAUGGUGCUUUUACGAACACAUGGCACGACUGAGCGUAACUGUUACAUAUACUAUUGUAUAUGAUUAUAGAGAACACUUUUUGUUGGGAACUUGUUAAUAGGUAUCCAAGCUUUCAGCUUUAAGUCGAAUGGUUAUCCAGAAAUAUGGGUAAAUUAAAUGUGACACCACGAUCGUAACGAAAGAAUUGAAUUGAAAAACCUUAACAUCACCUUUGUAUUUUACCGUGAUAUUAAACACCUUCGAUGGCUUUUGCUACCAGAGUUACGUACGUUUAGUUUUCAAUGGUGAAAGUGAGAAUUUUCCUUUCUUUCACGAUACAUUCCGAUAAAGUGAAAGAAUCUGAUCAAAUUAAUUUUAUUAAGAAAAAAAAAACACACACACUUAUCCCAUUUUUUACUCUUCGUUAAAUGUAUUAGAGCGUGAUAGAGUGCAUCAAGUUUUAAUCUUCUAAGGUGAAUCACACCGCCUGGCUGUCUGUGUGUGCCUCGUAUUAGACAAUGAAUGAAUAUCUAGACUUAAUGUUCUUCUAGUUGUUUCGAGCAUUAACUCGAUUUAUUUAACUUUUUUAAUUCUUACUAAAGGUAAAAUGUCAAAUGAACAGAUUUAUUUAUGCACAAUUUAAAUACACACGUGACACGAAAAUGUGGCAUUUUAUGCGCAAUGCUAAAAUUGAAUGAAGAAUUGUUAAUUUCACUUAGUUGUUUGUCACUAUUACAAACAAACAUAUCUUAGCUUUAUUAUUAACACGAUGCGUAAAUACGUGAAAACACAUAAUUGAUACUUUCAUGUAUGUACCUCAAAACAAAUUUAUAAAUGGGUUGAACUUAUCCUUAGAAAUGUCAUGUUAAAUGUUUCGCGAAUUGAAAAAAUAUCUUUCCUUAGCUUUUGCAACUAUCACAUCCGUUUCUCAAUAGCCAGUCAACUGUCUUUGAAUAUUACAAAUUUAAUUUCUUAUAUUUUUUACAUCCAAAAAGUAAUUUAUAUCUUUCUCUGUAAUUCUUGUAUAAAAUAUUAUAAAAAAAUAAAAUACCAGUGUGUUCAUAAUAUAUCACUGAAAAAGACGAAAAUAAUUGGAAACUGUUUUGACGAAUAAACAAGUUAAAUAAGUCAAGAGGUUACCAUGAACUAUUAGAGGAACAUUACGUUUAUUUUUUCUCACAUGAAAAAAUUGAAUUUAUUCUGAAUGAAUAUCCGCUUAUUAACGUUUCUCCGGGCUCACGUUUUAAUACUAAAUGUCUUAUAUACAACACUCGUCGGCAAAGCUAUGAUAAUCGGGCUUAAGAGAUUAAAAAAAAGAAAAAGAAAAAAAAACUGUCAUCUGCAUGUUAACGCGUUUUACGUACGAUCGUAAUAGUCGUACCCACUUAUUAUUCACGUUAAAAAGGCCUAAGCAGUUGAUAGUUGGUGUCGGUCUAUAAGCAUAAACGGUUAAUUAAAUCUUACAAAUACUUAAACACCGCAAACAAAAACAAAAAGAACAAGUUAUUACUCUCGAAGUGUAGCUAGAAAGUUUGCUAUUAUAUAUAAAUCCGAUAAAACAGUUGUCAAUUUCAUGACGUGCACCAAGUAUACAUACGUAACGUAGCUUUCAAUAUUAAAAUCACAGGAGUGACGAACGUUGAAACUGUUGUGUGAAUAGACACGCACUCUGUUAAUCUCAGCCAUAAUCAAUGGAAAAAAAAGGGGGGACAAAAAUCAGUCUUAGCUACAAAUUUUUUAACGAAGAAUAUCGCUGGUGCCGAUGAUACACGAAAGAGUAUAAAUGCGACGAUACCCAAUUUGGAUUUGUUUCGGACGAGAAUCUAUACGUAUGAGUGUGUGCUAGUACGCGUGAUAAGAACACAAUUCAGUUGGAAUAGUUGCUACAUAUAAAUGAUUCGUCUAAUCUAAGGCUAAGAGGAACUUUAUUAACGUUGUAAAUAGUUUGACUGUAUUCAUAAUUUCUUGUAUGUACGCGAGUGUCUUCUAUUAUUCGUAAUUGUAUAUAUACAGUAUAGUAUCUCUGCAUUAACUUUACGCAUAACGUAUUAAGCUUAUACAUUGUUGAGUUCGUUCAAAUUAUUGUGAUGCCAUGUUACGUUCUCACGUUGUAGACAACAAUCCAUUGUAUAGGGAUUCCCAAAAUUGUACAACCAACAAAUACGCGCAACUACCUUGUAACAAAGGAAAUCGAAAAGUCUGUUAUCGUUUUCCAAUCUGAGGCUUUAUUUUCGAGAUGUAAGUCAAUUUGUAUGAUUAAUCUUCCACUACAAUGACGCAUCAAAUAUAUUGGAGAUUUCUGGGAUAUUUACUGUCAACAGUGCAUUGUAGAUAAACGUGUAUCUAGUAUCUACCUAUACAUGUAAAUGUAUAGUAUUUAAAUAACCUUACUUAUUCGUAUUUUAAACGCAAAGCCUGAGAUUGCAAAUAUUAAAAAUAUUUUCGACUUCUUUUGCUGUGAGCUAUUUGCGUGUUUUGCUUCAUACGUAAUUUUGGGGGCAACUUCUUUAUUACGUUCAAUUUUGUUGUUUUUGUUUUUUGUAUUUUUCUUUAAUACAAUCAUCGUCAUUUUUUUCUGGAAUUUAAUGCAUCUUUUCUUUCGUAUCGCACUGUCAACAUCCUACAUGAUUCCUGACAUGAAUACAUUUAUAUUUUUAAUUAUGUCACCGCUUUUAAAAUUUCUGUUAAUAGUUCCUGUCAAAGUGGUUCCCUCGAAAGUCUGUUUAAAUGUAAUGCAAUUGAAUUAAU
This is a messenger RNA of Hylaeus anthracinus, 8187 nucleotides long. RefSeq names its product guanine nucleotide-releasing factor 2 (gene C3G). Gene Ontology annotation, biological process: positive regulation of GTPase activity; Ras protein signal transduction. Gene Ontology annotation, cellular component: plasma membrane. The transcript has 17 exons. The record is from RefSeq and is a predicted model, not a curated record. Bases 1143 to 4628 code for a protein of 1161 amino acids. Gene Ontology annotation, molecular function: guanyl-nucleotide exchange factor activity. NCBI's taxonomy places the organism in Eukaryota, Metazoa, Arthropoda, Insecta, Hymenoptera, Colletidae.